This is a messenger RNA of Puntigrus tetrazona (Sumatra barb), 3030 nucleotides long. RefSeq names its product angiopoietin-like 2a (gene angptl2a). The coding region runs from base 431 to 2062 and encodes 543 amino acids. The record is from RefSeq and is a predicted model, not a curated record. Lineage: Eukaryota; Metazoa; Chordata; Actinopteri; Cypriniformes; Cyprinidae. The transcript is spliced from 5 exons.
GAGAAAGAGAAAAACACAGCAGAGCGUUCCCUUUGUUCAGUAGUGAUUAGUGGAAGUUAAGGACGUCUCUCUAAAUCAAUGUGUCACUCAAAGUGAACAUUUAACAGCGAGCAGCCGCAGGAUCAUUUGGACAGAGACUCCAGCAGGACAUGCAGACACCAGUCAACUUAAAGAGCAAUUUACACUAGGACACAAAAUGAGACAGUCACCCAUCAUCCUAUGACAGGACACACGCCGGGGGACGGACAACAAGAGAGAGGGACAGAAUAAGCCCAGAAAGGACAGUGGUGGAACUGUGAUGACUUUCACUUCAGGGACGACAGCAUCCAACCUGCCUGGAGAGAGAUUAAAAGGAUAAAGCAAACAGAAAGAGAGAAAGAAGCGGGAACAUCAGCGCACUAUCCCGCACAAAGACACACCUCAGAGAGCCAUGACUUUGAAGCGCUUUCUGCUGGCCCUGCUGACCAUCACCCUGUCCAGACCCGACUCUGCUUCUCUUGGGUUCGCCGAGGAAUUCGAAAGCCGAGACGAUGUUCUCGAAAGCGAGUUCAUGUACGCCAGUCGCCCCAAGCGCUCCGCCGACCCUCCCGGCGCCUCGGACCCCGACAAAUGCUCCUACACCUUCAUCGUGCCCCAGCGCAAGACCACCGGGGCCAUCUGCGUGAACUCCAAGGAACCGGAAGCCCUGCUGGAGAACCGCGUCAACAAGCAGGAGCUGGAGCUGCUGAACGGGGAGCUGCACAAGCAGCGGCGGCAGAUCGAGACGCUGCAGCAGCUGGUGGAGGUGGACGGCGGCGUGGUCAACGAGGUCAAGCUGCUCCGCAAGGAGUCGCGCAACAUGAACGCCCGGGUCACGCAGCUCUACAUGCAGCUGCUGCACGAGAUCAUCCGCAAGAGAGACAACGCGCUGGAGGUCUCUCAGCUGGAGAACCGCGUGCUGAAUCACACCUCGGAGAUGCAGCAGUUAACCGCGCGCUAUCGGGAUCUGGAGCACAAAUAUCAGCACCUCGCGUCGCUGGCCAGCAAUCAGAGCGCGCUUAUAGUGACGCUGGAAGAGCAGUGCAGGAGGGGAGGCUUUGUUGGCGUUGGUGGAGGUGCUGGAGGUGUCGGUAUUGGAGGAGGAGGUGGUGGUGCUGGUGGUGGUGGUGUACGACAAACGCGACCUUACCAGCCGCCUGCGAUCCUCCCGCAGCCGCCUCAGCCUCCGCAACAUCGCCAACCACCUCCGCCUCCGGUGCACCAUUCCCCCGCCAGGCCUUUCCACCCGCCGACCUACACCCGCCACAACAACCAGAUCACCAACGAAAUCCAGAGCGACCAAAACAUCAAAGCGAUGCCGCCGACUUUACCGACGGUGGCCCCUGAAACACACAGCUUCUCCACAGAUAAACCCUCAGGGCCGUUCAAAGACUGUUUGCAGGCUCUAGAGGAAGGCCACGCCAACAGCGGCAUGUAUCUGGUGAAGCCGGAAAACACCAACAAACUGAUGCAGGUGUGGUGUGACCAGAGACACGACCCCGGCGGCUGGACCGUCAUACAGCGCCGCAUGGACGGAUCGGUCAACUUCUUCCGGAACUGGGAGACGUAUAAGCAAGGAUUUGGGAACAUCGAUGGUGAAUACUGGCUUGGUUUGGAGAACAUCUACUCCCUGACCAAUCAGGGCAACUAUAAGCUGCUGGUGACGCUUGAGGACUGGUCAGGCAGGAAGACGUUUGCAGAAUACGCCAGUUUCCGUUUGGAGACGGAGGCCGAUUUCUACAGGCUGCGGGUGGGCCGUUACCAUGGAAACGCCGGAGAUUCUCUCACCUGGCACAACGGCAAACAGUUCACGACCCUGGACCGAGAUCACGAUGCAUACACAGGAAACUGUGCCCACUAUCAGAAGGGUGGCUGGUGGUACAACUCCUGUGCCCACUCCAACCUGAACGGCGUGUGGUACCGCGGAGGUCACUACCGCAGCCGCUACCAGGAUGGAGUUUACUGGGCCGAGUUCCGCGGAGGAUCGUAUUCCUUGAAGAAGGUCACUAUGAUGAUCCGACCCAACCCCAACACCUUCCAUUAGAACGUCUUAACUCAAAAAACGCUGUAAAAAGUGCAAUGUUAAUGUCUCUAAUUAUUGGUUCUUUACUUUGUUACGAAUUCAUAAUACGCAGUCAUACAUAUGCCAAUCCAGAAAUAAGAAAGUGCAAUGACUUCAUGAAGGAGACACAACUCACGUCUUCUUGGGAUUCUUCCCAGUGGUGUCCAGGCAUUGUGGACGCUGAAGACCGAGUGAAAAUACUAGAAAUACUUCGGUCAGACAAACCUGGCAACUCAGGCUCCGCGUGAUCUGGAAGCAUCCUUACAAAUGGUGCUUAAUACGGUCUGUAUGUUUAUGUGACCUGAUCUUAACAGGCAUCCGGUCGUCUUAUCCUCACUGUAAGAAGUCUAACCUUGAAGAACUGUUAUUUUGAGUUUGUUAUGUACUAAUGGAGGCAUUUGAACACAUAGAUUCUCAUUUGAUCCGUUUCUAACAUUGACUUUCAAUACAGGGCACGCUACAAUUGUGCCCAGGAUUUACGGACAUCUAAAAUUGUAUUUUUGAUGCAUAAAUUAAACGUUCGUCAUAAUUUAGCUUAGGCAUUGUCUAUGCAUCCAUUUACUAGAUGAGUUUAUCUAAGAGACGGGAAUUGGAGCAUUACAUUAUGCCUUGAUUUUUCAUGAAAACCAUUUCUGUGGACAUUCAGAGGUAAGUCUAGCCUAGUCAUUGUGUAUCUAUUUUCUCACUCAUUUGUAAUUUAAAAAAGGCAUGACUUGGUUCGGUGAACACAAAAGCAAACCACAAAAGCAAAACAUGUCUGUCUUGUAUAUUAAUGUUUUAGUGUAACGUUUUUCUCUGCAUUUAUGUGUCCAUCAAUGAUUUCACGCUGGUCCUUCAGACUGAGUGCUGUUUUGAAACCAUUUGUAUAUAGAAACUGUGAGCGAGUGUUUUUGUAAUGCAAAGUAUGGUUGUGUUGUGUACUUUUUCCAAUAAAUUAUGUACAGCUACUA